AUGGAGCCAGAGCUGGAGGAGAACAAGCAGCAUUUUGUGAACUACCUGCCUCAGGUCCCGGCCCCGCGCACCUCGGCUGCGAACUACACUUCCCGGCAGGACGCGAGCGCGCGCACGCGCACCGGGGCCUCCACCAUGGCGACCGUGCUGUCCAGGGCGCUCAAGCUCCCCGGAAAGAAAAGCCCGGACCUGGGGGAGUAUGACCCCCUCACACAGGCCGACAGUGAUGAGAGUGAAGAUGAUCUGGUGCUUAACCUGCAGCAGAAGAACGGAGGGGUCAAGAAUGGGAAGAGCCCACUGGGGGAGGCACCGGAGCCCGACUCGGAUGCCGAGGUUGCAGGGGCUGGGAAGCCACGUCUCUCCGAGGUCACCCCCGAGGGGUACCCCUUGGAUCCCCUGGGGGCCCUGGACCAGAAGGCGGCCUCCUCUGUCGUGUCCUACGUGCGCACAUCCGUCUUUCUGCUGAUGCUGGUGGUCUCCAUGGUCCUAGUGCUCGUGUGUGCUUUCCUGAUCCCCUGUCCCCCCCGAGACCUGCACAGCACGUGGAGUCGCCACCUGGGUCCCCAGGGAGGCGGGGACCUGUCGCCGUUGGACCUGGCGGAUGUAAAUGGAGACGGCCUGCGAGACGUGCUCCUCUCCUUCGUGCCAUCAGGGAACGGGAGUGCGGCCGGUGUCUCCAGACCCCCUGCUGUCCUCGUGUGCCUUUCGGGGAUGAAUGGCAGCACGCUAUGGUCUAGUCCCCUCCCCGAGGAAGCCCGAGAUAUUACCUGUUUGGAUCUGACACCAGGGGACAUGGCCAAAACUGUCUGCCUGGUGACGGGGACACACAAGAUGCUCAGUGCAUUCAACGGGACAUCAGGGAAAGCCAUGUGGACUUUAAACCCAAACUACUUAUCCAACGGGACCCUGGCCGCCCCGGCUGUGGUACUGCCGGAUGUGGAUGAAGAUGGUGUUAGAGACCUCGCGGUUCUGGCCUUUGGGGAGUUGCAGCAGGAUCUGUGUUUUCUGCUGGUGUCUGGCCGGACAGGGAGCUCCGUGGGCCGACCUGUGAAGUACAACAUCGUGGGAGUGGGCAACCUGAUUGGCCCUCAGGUUUACAUCACCGCCAGCGGGGCCGCCUACAUCCUGUUUGGCUUUGGUAAUAUCCAGGCUGUCGCCCUGCGGGAUAUUUUCAUCCAGGCCCAAAAUCGAGACAACUUACCACCUUCCCUGCAGAUAGAGGAACCCGAGUGGGAGAAGCAGAGAUCCGUCAACCUGUCUGAGCUCAUUGAUGUUUACAGCGAUGGGGUGGAGCUCCUCCAGAUGGUGAAGGCGCCGGAUUCCAACAGCAGCAACCUCCUGAUCACAACCAGACAAGGCCUCGUCCUGCUGCGGGGGCAGAACCUCACCCCUUCCUGGGUCUUGGGCCUCCAAGGCCCGCACAGCCAGCCUACUCCGGGGUAUUUCACGGAUGAUGAGACGAUAGAUUUCCUUCUGCAGAUACCAAAUGGAGUUGGGAUGAAAAAGGUGAUGGUGGUGGACGGAGACUCUGGCCUGGUCACGUGGAGUUACAGCAUCCCAUGUCACAUGAAAGAAACUCCGGCCACAUCAGCAGCCACUGUGGAGCAGAAAUCUGUCUUCCUCUUCUGGGCUGAAGGGCUGUCAGCUGCAUCGCCCAAUCCCGAUGUUGUCCUGGGAACUGAGCCACCCAGCCUUCACCACCUAUACCUCCUGCAUCCCACCUUCCCCUCCAUCCUCCUGGAUCUAGCCAAUGCCACUGGCACUGUGACAGCUUCAGAGGUUGGGAUCAACGACCUGUGGAAAGACGCCUUUUACGUUACCAGGACAACAGGGCCCAGCUCUGAAGGGCACCCGGCACCCCUGGUGGUCAGCAAGCUCAGUCUGCGGUGGGCGCUGAUGGAAGGCCAAAUGGUCCAGCUGGAGGAGACCACCCCCAAAAUCGGCCGCGGGGAGCUGCGCAGAUUCCUCUCGAGGAUAAAGUUCGUCGACUCUCCCUACCAGCCAGUACAGUGGGGUGUACAUGAUGGAUGAAGAUCGAGGAAGCUUCAUCUGACCGGUGUGGGUGCUGGGCUGUUGUCAAACAUGUCCCUGAACUUCCUUCUCUUCUCAGGCAACCCCCUGACCAGAUGUCUAAGACAGGAAGGGCUCCUCUCCUCCCCUGCGCUCCACUCGGGGUGCCAGCAGAGCCCAUCAACCACUACUUAGAAACGGUACUGACUUCUGAGAACACAAGGCUGUUCCUUCUCCCAGCAUCUCCUUUUUACGUCCCUUAUGAACCCUCCACCCUAGAUAACAUCUUCCCCACCAUCCCCUCCCAGAGGGUCUCUGCCGCCUUUCCUCGUGUGGUCGGUGGCUUCCCCCCCGCCCCUUCGAAUGUGAAUGGCCAUCCUUAGUACCCGUGUUUAAGGAGAGCCAGCUGGUACGUUGUCAGGAA
This is a messenger RNA of Budorcas taxicolor (takin), 2434 nucleotides long. RefSeq names its product family with sequence similarity 234 member B (gene FAM234B). Lineage: Eukaryota; Metazoa; Chordata; Mammalia; Artiodactyla; Bovidae. The record is from RefSeq and is a predicted model, not a curated record. The transcript is spliced from 14 exons. Bases 1 to 2031 code for a protein of 676 amino acids.